Molecule: messenger RNA, 933 nt
Organism: Cydia pomonella (codling moth)
Lineage: Eukaryota; Metazoa; Arthropoda; Insecta; Lepidoptera; Tortricidae
Product: glutathione S-transferase 1-like
Exons: 5
Coding region: 160-816 (218 amino acids)
Biological process (GO): glutathione metabolic process
Molecular function (GO): glutathione transferase activity
Source: RefSeq, a predicted model, not a curated record
UAAAACCGAGGCGAUAAGAUAUCAUGAAUUUAUCAGGUUUUUUAAAUAAAUAUAUAUCAUAUUUGAUUUAUAGUUAGAAGUGUGAUGCCAAUGGGUUUAGUGUGUUUAACUGUUGUGAUUUAAAAAUAUUUCAAAACUACUGUUAUUCAGAAGUACAAAAUGCCGAUUGACUUGUACUACUUGCCUUACUCGCCGCCAUGCCGGCCAGUCCUCGUCCUGGCCGAUGCGCUUAAACUCAAGCUGAACCUCAAGGAGCUCAACACGAGAGCCGGCGAGCAUCUCACACCAGAGUUCAAGAAGAUCAACCCGCAACACUGCCUUCCGACCCUCGUGGAUGAUGACUUGACUCUAUGGGAGUCGCGCGCCAUCCUCACUUACCUGGCCACUAAAUACGGCGAUGGCUCGCUCUACCCUGCAGACCACAAACUGAGAGCGGCCGUGGACCAGCGCCUCUACUUCGACAUGGGCACCCUCUAUCAGAGGUUUACUGAUUACUUGUAUCCACAACUUUUUGGCAAUCAACCAGCUGAUGAAGAAAAGUUGAAAAAAUUGGAGGAAGCUCUGGAGUUCCUCAAUAUUUUCCUGGAGGGCAAGCCGUGGGUAGCGGGUUCAACUCUAACCGUGGCCGACUAUAGUAUCAUCUGUACUGUCAACUCUAUCAUAGCUCUGGAUGUAGAUGUCUACAAAUACCCGAAUAUUAAAGAGUGGUACGAGAGGGCAAAGAGCAGCAUGCCCGGAUUUAACGUCAGCGAGCAAGUCAUCGAAUUGUUAAAGAAACUAUUUCAGGAUUUCAAAGCUAAAAAUACGUCUGUUUGAAAUGUCCUUGUUCUUAUUUCAAUUCAAUUAAUUUAUUUGUCAAAAAGCAGGUAGUGUUACAAUCAGGUCCCAACUAACAUAAGGCGCUAAAUAAGGGGUAAAAUAAAUAUAUAUAAG